Messenger RNA from Phragmites australis (common reed), 2156 nucleotides. Its product is annotated as xyloglucan galactosyltransferase KATAMARI1 homolog. NCBI's taxonomy places the organism in Eukaryota, Viridiplantae, Streptophyta, Magnoliopsida, Poales, Poaceae. Bases 224 to 1717 code for a protein of 497 amino acids. The record is from RefSeq and is a predicted model, not a curated record. The transcript has a single exon. Gene Ontology annotation, molecular function: glycosyltransferase activity.
CUAAUUGAAUGGGGAUCUGAUGAUUCGUAGCACGUGCAGUCUCCAGUUCUUCACGCGCACUUCCAUUUGGCUGUCACAUCUUGCACAUCUCCGAACAUAAGUUGCCUUCAGUUUUGCUCCACGUAUACCAGCGUUCUUUUCACAUGCUUUGCUAUUUCGGGACUCCGCAUGUUUACACUACACUCGAAAGUCUGAAACCCUCGACGACACACGGCGUACCACCAUGGAGAGGACAGGCGCUCACGGCGGCAAGCGGUGGCUGCCCCGCCUCCUCUUCCUCACCGUCCUGUCCGCCACGCCGUGGCUUCUCGUGGUCUACUGCCAUCUCUCGGUUUUUGACGGCGCGCCGGUCAGCGCACCGCACUCGUCCGUCGUCGCCGCCACGCCAGACGGUGAAGACGGCCAGCGUUUCCUCCGCAAGCAAGAAGAGCAACUCAUGAAGCUCCCGUCCACUACCGCCAGUGAGCUCCCCGCGGCAAGGGAGGAGCGGCGCCCGCACGGGGACGCUGACGCGUGCCGGGGGCGCUACGUGUACAUCCACGACCUGCCGCCGCGGUUCAACGUCGACACCCUCGCCAACUGCCGCUUGUGGUACCCGUGGAUCAACAUGUGCGUGUACCUCGCCAACGGCGGCCUCGGCCAGCGGGUGGACAACGCGGACGGCGUGUUCGCCGACGAGGGGUGGUACGCCACGGACCACUUCGGCCUCGACGUCAUCUUCCACAGCCGCAUGAAGCAGUACGAGUGCCUCACCAACGACUCCUCCCGUGCCGCCGCCGUCUUCGUGCCGUUCUACGCCGGGUUCGACGUGGUGCAGCACCUGUGGGGCCACAACGCCUUAACCAAGGACGCCGCGUCGCUCGAGCUCGUGGACUGGCUCACGCGGCGGCCCGAGUGGCGCGCCAUGGGCGGCCGCGACCAUUUCUUUCUGUCAGGCAGGACGGCGUAUGACCACCAGAGGCAGACGGACAGCGACUCGGAGUGGGGCAACAAGCUCCUCCGGCUGCCGGCCGUGCAGAACAUGACGGUGCUCUUCGUCGAGAAGACCCCGUGGACGGACUUCGACUUCGCCAUACCGUACCCGACCUACUUCCACCCGGCCAAGGACGCCCAGAUCUUCGAGUGGCAGCAGCGGAUGCGCAGCAUGAAGCGCGAGUGGCUCUACUCCUUCGCCGGCGGCGCGCGUUCCGACCCGAACUCGAUCCGGCACCACCUCAUCAGGCAGUGCGGCUCGUCGAAUUUCUGCAAGCUUAUCCACUGCCGGAAGGGCGAGAGGAGCUGCCUCGUCCCGAGCACCUUCAUGCGCGUGUUCCAGGGCACGCGCUUCUGCCUGCAGCCGGCGGGCGACACGUACACGCGGCGGUCGGCAUUCGACGCCAUCCUGGCCGGCUGCGUGCCGGUGUUGUUCCACCCGGCUUCCGCGUACACGCAGUACAGGUGGCACCUCCCCCAGGAGUACGACACGUACUCGGUGCUCAUCGCGGAGGAGGACGUGCGCGCCGGCAACGUCAGCAUCGAGGAGACGCUCCGCAGGAUCCCGCCGGACGUCGCGGAGCGGAUGACGGAGACCGUGAUCGGGCUCAUACCGAGGCUGGUAUACGCGGACCCGAGGUCGAAGCUGGAGACACUCGGGGACGCCGUGGACGUGACGGUGGAGGCGAUCAUCGCGAGGGUCAACAAGCUGAGGGAGGAGAUGUACGGGAAGCGAAAUCUAUAAAAUCCUGUCUGAAAAACUCUCGUGAGAUUCAUUCUUACUCUAUCUCGUGAUCUAAUGAUUAAACGGAGGAUGAGAGAGAAAAAAUAAACAUAUAUUAUCAUAAGAAAGAGUAUCUUUUGUAGGACAGGAUCCUAUAAAAUUUACUUCAAAAUUUGCUUCUGAUGCACGGAGGGCGGAGGCAUCUGAUGCAAAACGCAAUGGAGGAGGCCAGCAAAGUUAGGUCAGAUAAUUAGGGAGAUACAACUACCAAAUACAGCAGCAAUGCAACAGUUUGAGAGAGAGAAAAUGACCUUAAACGACGAGUCACGCAUGCCAUGUACGCAUUAUUGAUGUUUUGAGCGUCAAGCAUGCAUAUAUAUUGAGCUUAUCUUUGUACCAGUAGAUCGGUAGGAUUCAUGGGACGUUGGGUUGAAUUGCGGAAAAAAAAAUUUGGAUCUUU